GCCGCCUCAUUCAGGCGGCGCUUGGACUCGGCCCGGCUCAGCUCCGGUCGGUGCUUCCCCCGGUACAACCGGUCCCGCCGCUCGGCCCCGGCCCGGCCAUGCUGGCCGCAGCAUGGCCCCUGUGGAACAGGACGCGCUGGCCGUGCGGCAGCAGCUCUUCCACGAGAGGGUCCGCGAGUGUAUUAUCUGUGCUCUGCUCUUCGCCAGCCUCUACAUCCUCUGCCACUUCAUCAUAACCCAUUUCAAGAAGCACACGGACUUUGCGGCAGUGCACGAUGAUGAGGAUGCUGCUGUCAACAGGAUUGCACUGGGGCUGUGCACCUUCACCCUGGCCGUGGCGCUGGGCGCCGUCCUCCUGCUGCCCUUCUCCAUCAUCAGCAACGAGGUGCUGCUCUCCUUCCCCCAGAACUACUACAUCCAGUGGCUGAACGGGUCCCUUGUCCACGGCCUCUGGAACUUGGUCUUCCUCUUCUCCAAUCUGUCCCUCGUGUUCCUCAUGCCCUUUGCCUACUUCUUCACCGAGUCAGAGGGCUUUGCGGGAUCCAAGAAGGGCAUCAUGGCCAGGGUGUACGAGACGUCGGUGGUGCUGCUGCUGCUGACGCUGCUGGUGUUGGGCAUGGUCUGGGUGGCCUCCGCCAUCGUCAGCAAUGACGCGGCCAGCCGCCAGUCGCUCUACGACCUCUGGGAAUUCUACCUGCCCUACCUCUACUCCUGCAUCUCGCUCUUCGGCGUGCUGCUUCUGCUGCUGUGCACCCCCUUCGGCCUCUCCACCAUGUUCACCGUCACGGGGAAGCUUCUGGUGAAACCCCGGCUCCUAGAAGACCUGGACGAGCAAUUGAGCUGCACAAGGCUCGAGGAAGCCGCCGUGUCCCGCAGGAUUUCCUCCAGCAAAGCUUCCUGCUGGCUGAACCUGAACGUGGAGCUGCUGCGGGAGCAGUUCUUCGCCAUCCGGAGCAAGAGGCGGAAGCUGGAGCUGCGGCACCGAGCGUCACCCUGGCAGAGGAACCUGGGCUACCCCCUGGCCAUGCUGGGCCUGCUGGCACUGACGGGCAUCUCCGUCCUCAUCGUCUGCUUCCACGUCCUGGAGCUGCUGCUGGACGAUGCCGCGAUGCCACGGGGCAUCCAGGACGCGUCCCUGGGCCAGGUCUCCUUCUCCAUCUUCGGUUCCUUCGGAGCUGCCCUGCAGGUCAUCCUCAUCUUUUACCUGAUGAUCUCCUCCGUCGUGGGGUUCUACAGCUCGCCCCUCUUCACCCGGCUGCUCCCCGAGAGGCAGGACACCCCCCUCACCAAGAUCAUCGGGAACUGCGUCUCCUUGCUGGUGCUCAGCUCGGCCCUGCCCGUCUUCUCCAGGACGCUGGGGAUCACCCGUUUCGACCUCCUGGGGGACUUCGGCCGUUUCAACUGGCUGGGGAACUUCUACAUCGUCUUCCUCUACAACAUGGGCUUCGCGGGGCUCACCACCCUCUGCCUGGUGAAAAGGGUCUCCUGGGCUGUCCAGGCUGAGCUCAUCCGCGCCUUCGGUCUGCACAAGCUGCCACUGCCUGUGACACGCUCCCGGCCCCUCGGCAAGCCCUGCUAGGGCUGGGGGACAGGGACAUGUGUGUGUGUGUGUGUGUCCCCACCACGGUGGCCCCCAGGACAGCCACCAGCCACGGAGCCAGCUCUGACGGCGCCUGGUGCUUCAGGGAUGUCAGAAACCCCCAGGAAAAGCCGAGAACCUCCCCCCCCCCGCUCCCCCAAAUUCCCAGUCCCGCUCUAUCUCAGCCUGUUGUGCUACUGAGCCUCGGCCUUGAGCCGUGUGGGGUCCCCCGGGGGCUGCGCUGGCUGUGGCCCCCCCUCCCAGUUUACAUACCUCAUGCAAAAGCAGCCGGGUCCCCCCCUUGCCCCCCCCCGGUGCUGCCCCAGAAGCUCCCUGGGGUGCAGUUGUGUUUUAAAUGUGUGUGUGUCCCCAUGGGAGUUGGUAUGAUACUACAGUGGGGGCCCUGUGGCCCCCUGCCCAGUCACUCCACACCCUGUCCCGAUGUCACCCCAGGGCUACUGGGGGGCAUUGCUUGGCCCCCACCCUGAGGUCUUCAGGGUCCCCAGGGGCUGGAGGGUCCUGGGGUGCUGGGAAUGAGCCCCCCCUCCCCGCCCCCGGCAGCUUGGUGUGACGAGUCUGUCAGGUCUCUGUUACCAUGGAACUUGUAUGGAGCAAUAAAGUCUCUUUUUUUUUAUAUA
Tyto alba (common barn owl) is the source of this 2217-nucleotide messenger RNA. RefSeq names its product limb development membrane protein 1 like (gene LMBR1L). The record is from RefSeq and is a predicted model, not a curated record. The transcript is spliced from 17 exons. The coding region runs from base 113 to 1579 and encodes 488 amino acids. Lineage: Eukaryota; Metazoa; Chordata; Aves; Strigiformes; Tytonidae. Gene Ontology annotation, molecular function: transmembrane signaling receptor activity. Gene Ontology annotation, biological process: signal transduction; receptor-mediated endocytosis.